Papaver somniferum (opium poppy) is the source of this 1971-nucleotide messenger RNA. RefSeq lists its product as uncharacterized. Lineage: Eukaryota; Viridiplantae; Streptophyta; Magnoliopsida; Ranunculales; Papaveraceae. The record is from RefSeq and is a predicted model, not a curated record. Bases 1 to 1971 code for a protein of 656 amino acids. The transcript is spliced from 3 exons.
AUGGUCCCUGACAUGAAGUACCAAAAUUCAAGGGAGAAUUUGUUGAAAAAAGAAAGCAGAAAUACCAAGUACUUUCACUCAAGAGCCAACUAUAGGAGAAGAAGAAACCAUAUUGAUUCUCUCAAAGAUGACAUGGGUCCGUGGCAUUCAAAUAGACAAGAAAUUGAGCAACUCCUCAACAUCCAUUUCAGUUCCAUUACUACUUCAUCAAAUCCACAAAGAGAUGAAGAAAUCCUAAGCCUCAUUAGCCCAUUUAUAAAUGAAGAAGAUAAUGCAAGAUUAAAAAAGUACCAGACAUGGAGGAAAUCAAAAAAUAUUGUCUUUCAAAUCAAACCUUGGGUUGCACCAGGACCAGAUGGCUUUCAGGCAGGAUUCUAUCAACUAUGUUGGAACAUAGUAGUGUCUGUUCUUCUCAAUGGAUCUUCUUGUCAACCUUUCACUCCAACAAAAGGAUUACGUCAGGGUGAUCCAAUAUCUCCAUACUUAUUCAUUCUCUGCAUGGAAGGAUUCUCCAGAAUGUUAUGCAAAGCUGAAAGCACAAAGAAAAUUCAAGGCAUUAAACCAAGAAAAUACAACCCAAGCAUUAAUCAUCUGCUCUUUGUAGAUGAUUGCCUUCUAUUUUGCAAAGGAAAAGAUCAAGAAAUAAGGAACCUGCUGAACAUCAUCAACAAAUUCAGUGCUGCAUCUGAACAAGUUUACAAUUUCAAUAAAUCAAGUGUAUUUUUCAAAAAGCACAUGCAACCUCAGAGAGCUCAUCAUAUUACAAAUUUACUUCAAAUGAAGACAAUGGGGUUGAAUGAAAAAUAUCUCGGACUACCCCUCUUCCUAGGUAAAAACAAAAGGGAGAGCUUCAAGCCAAUAGAAGAAAAAGUGCAAAGUAGGUUAAGUACUUGGCAAGGAAAAAUCAUUGAUCAAGCUGGCAGAUCAACUCAAGUGCAAUCUGUGCUAGGUACCAUGGCUAAUUACCAAAUGGGUUUCUUUAAAAUGCCAAAACAUGUAAUUGAGUUCAUUGAUAGAAUUCAAAAAAGAUACUGGUGGAGAGCUGACAACAAGAAAGGAAUGAGUCCAAUCUCAUGGGAUUCUGUGUGCAAACCAAAAAGAUUGGGUGGUAUGGGAUUCAAAAAUACCGUAAAAUUUAAUGAUGCCAUACUUGCAAAGAUGGAUUGGAGGAUGAUUACAGCUGAAAACUCUCUUUGUGCUAGAAUUCUGAAGGAUAAAUACUUCCACAACAAAGAACCUUUGUGUGAUGAAAUUACAACACAAGGCUCAUGGAUCUGGAAGAGCAUUUACAAAGGACUGCAGAUUGAUAAGAAGUAUUAUGUGUGGUCUAUUGGAGAUGGAGCCAAGAUAAAAAUAUGGAAACAUAACUGGAUUGCAAACAUAACUCAUACACAUCUCACAAAUGCUUCUCAACAUUAUGGUGAUAAUGAUACUGUUCAGAUUUUAAUCAAGAAAGAACCCAAACAGUGGGAUAUUCAAAGUAUAAAUCAGAAAUCCAGUCACACUGAGAGCAGGAAAAUUCAAGAAAUAAGAAUCCCAACAAAUGCCAGGGACACCAUAAACUGGAUCUUAACAAUAAAUGACACUUUCACUGUCAAAUUCACUUAUAAAGAUUUGAUACAAGAAGUCAAUGGAGACAACAUAAGCAGUGAAGCACAAAAACUCUGGCUAAAGAUAUGCAUUAUCAUGAGCAUUAGAAAUUUCUGCACUAAGCAUAACAUUCUAGGUGGAGAGAAUAAUCAUACUAGCAGACAUCAUGCCAGAAUAACUAAGAAAAAAUGGGAAAAACCUCCUCAAAACUGGUUGAAAUUAAACUUUGAUGCAACUUUUGACAAGCAUUCUAAAACUUGUGGUAUUGGUCUAAUUCUAAGAGACUGUGCAGGAAAAUUUCUGGAGGCCAUGGUGAAAGUGACAACUUCUAGAUAUGCUGAACAAGGGGAAGGACUAGCACUUCUAGAAGCAGUAGAGUAG